Messenger RNA from Tilletiaria anomala UBC 951, 753 nucleotides. RefSeq names its product CDP-diacylglycerol--inositol 3-phosphatidyltransferase. Gene Ontology annotation, cellular component: membrane; Golgi apparatus. The transcript is spliced from 5 exons. NCBI's taxonomy places the organism in Eukaryota, Fungi, Basidiomycota, Exobasidiomycetes, Georgefischeriales, Tilletiariaceae. Gene Ontology annotation, molecular function: CDP-diacylglycerol-inositol 3-phosphatidyltransferase activity. The record is from RefSeq and is a predicted model, not a curated record. Bases 1 to 753 code for a protein of 250 amino acids. Gene Ontology annotation, biological process: phosphatidylinositol biosynthetic process.
AUGCAAGAGAAUGUCUUUCUCUUUGUGCCUAAUCUGAUCGGCUACUCGCGCAUCAUCCUCGCGGCGCUCUCCCUAUACUUUAUGGAGGGAAACCCAAAGAACUGCACAGUGCUCUACUGCAUCUCGUGUCUGCUUGAUGCAUUCGACGGCAUGGCCGCGCGCGCGCUGGGCCAGAGCACCAAGUUUGGCGCCGUCUUGGACAUGGUCACAGAUCGAUGCACGACAGCAUGCUUGCUCUGCUUCCUAACUGCUGCGUACCCCCGCGCCGCGAUCAUCUUCCAAGGGCUCAUCACGCUGGAUUUCGCGAGUCACUACAUUCACAUGUACAGCUCGCUUGUGAUGGGCUCCAAGUCGCACAAGACCGUAUCGAAGGAAGUAUCCAAAUGGCUGUGGUACUACUACAACGAUAGCCGCACGCUCUUCAUCUUCUGUGCCGGCAACGAGAUCUUCUUCGUCUGCCUGUACCUGAUGGCUUUCUACACACGGCCGCUGGGCAUCGAUCCAUUCUACCUGCUCCUGUCGCUGGGCCGUCGCAAUGCCGAGGCGAUCAUGCAGUCUGCGCUGGCGCAUCCGCUCAGCACGCACGCGCGCCUCCUCACGCUCGUCCGCGACCUCACAUGGCCGCAGCUCCUCGGCGCCGUCACGUUCCCGAUCUGCGCCGUGAAGCAGCUCAUCAACGCCAUUCAGUUCUGGAAGGCAGCCAAGACGCUUGCGCACAUCGACUUGGUCGAGAGGAACAAGAGCAAGUUGUGA